AGUUACUCUGUCGAAUAACUCGUGUUGGCUGCACGUCCGUUGACCCUCUCUACAGACUACUAAAAACAGAAUGCCGAUCGACCUGUACUACGUCCCCGGCUCGGCGCCGUGCCGUGCGGUGCUUCUCACAGCGCGUGCUCUCAACCUGAACCUCAAUCUGAAGCUGGUGGAUCUACACCACGGCGAGCACCUUAAGCCAGAAUACCUCAAGCUGAACCCUCAACACACAGUACCCACGCUGGUGGACGAUGGGCUGGCGCUGAGCGAGUCCCGCGCUAUCAUCACAUACCUGGUGAACAAGUACGGGAAAUCCAGCGGGCUCUACCCAGAGGAGCCCCGCGCUCGUGCUCUCGUCGACCAGCGCCUGUACUUCGACAUCGGCACACUCUACCAGCGAUUCAGCGAGUACUUCUACCCACAAGUGUUUGCCGGAGCGCCAGCUGAUAAGGACAAGCUCGCGAAGGUGGAGGAUGCUCUCAAGAUUCUGGACACAUUCCUCGAGGGACAGAAGUACGCGGCGGGACCCGGCCUCACCGUUGCCGACCUCAGUUUGAUUGCCAGCGUGUCCAGCUUCGAAGCCUCCGAUAUUGACUUCAAGAAGUUCCCCAAUGUUAAGAGAUGGUACGAAACCGUAAAGACCACAGCACCAGGCUACCAGGAGGCUAACGAGAAGGGUCUGGACGCCUUCAAAGCCCUCGUCAACAGCAUGAAGAAGUAAUAGGAAUCGAGCUUGGUUCCGAUGGCCGGGGAGUCGCGUUUUAUUGUUAAAUGCACAAACACACAGCACGUCAAACACCACUUCUACGUAUGUCAGAGUACAUAUUCUUUAAGACUUAUAAAUUAAGGCACAAUAAAUAAAUUAUGUUUU
This is a messenger RNA of Parnassius mnemosyne (clouded apollo), 868 nucleotides long. The record is from the annotation of a GenBank genome assembly. Lineage: Eukaryota; Metazoa; Arthropoda; Insecta; Lepidoptera; Papilionidae.